AUGGUGGGCCAAUGCACACAUAAUGGGUGGCAGAUGUUGGGUGCUGUUCAGGUGUUGGGUGCUAUUCAGGUGUUCGAUGUUGUUCAGGUGUUGGGUGCAGUUCAGAUGUUGGGUGCUGUUCAGGUGUUGGGUGCUGUUCAGGUGUCGGGUGCUGUUCAGGUGUUGGGUGCUGUUCAGGUGUUGGGUACUGAUUGCACGUCCGAGGUGCAGGCUGAUGCGUCAGAAGAGAAGCAGAUGGCGGUGUUGGCUGCUAUAUCGUCUGUCAAAGCUGGUGGCAAACGGGCCCGCAUGAUCGACUACCUUGAGGGCGACGCUGCUGCGGCAAAACGUGAAGCACAUGAAGACCUUGCGCUCAUGUUUGCCGCAUGUCGCCUCCCGGAGAACCUCAUCAACCAUCCGCUCUUCGCACCUGGUUGCCCGCGCCGCCGGAAGAAGACGAGUGUUACCAUCGCGUCCGAGAUGAUGACAGAUAAGUGUGGCAGGCCGCAUGCGAAUGUCCUCCUCGUCAACGAUGCGAGCUCCGUCCUGAAGGAGUUUGCGGACUGCAACAUGGAGAAGAAGACAGGGGGGUAUGUCGCGGGGUUACUGAAACCCGUCGUGGAGGAAGUGGAGAAACAUCUUGUCAAGGAGCACCAGAUCCGCCGCAUCAUAAAAAACCGGUGGGGCGGGAGCCUCGCGUGCGCCAUGCAUGUGGAGGGCCGCAUCCUCAACCCCUCGAACCAGGAAGAAGACAUAUUCGGCGACGACACCGAAUGCACGCGCGUCUUCAAAGCAUUCCUUCACCAGCAUGCGGAGUUCCUCGUUGGUUACGAUGGGAAGGGGAGGGAUGGGGCCUGCGAUUACUUGGUUGAGUUGGGGGACGGGCUAAGGGAUUUCUUGGACAUGAAGGGGAGUUUUGGGAUGGCAGAGGUUGUGCCACAAAGGGAGAAGGUGAAGGCGGGCACUUACAGCAUGGUGAAGUGGUGGCAGUGGAACGGGACAGAUCCCCCACCUUGCGCCCCUCGCCAUCCGGGUUCUCUCACAACCCGUCUCGGCUUCACCCUGUGUUGGGUACAGGUGUUGGGUGCCGUUCAGGUGUUGGGUGCCGUUCAGGUGUUGGGUGCCGUUCAGGUGUUGGGUGCCGUUCGGGUGUUGGGUGUCGUUCAGGUGUUGGGUGCCGUUCAGGUGUUGGGUGCCGUUCCGGUGUUGGGUGCUGUUCGAGUGUUGGGUGCUGUUCGGGUGUUGGGUGUUGUUCAGGUGUUGGGUGCUGUUUAG
Messenger RNA from Closterium sp. Yama58-4, 1254 nucleotides. The record is from the annotation of a GenBank genome assembly. Lineage: Eukaryota; Viridiplantae; Streptophyta; Zygnematophyceae; Desmidiales; Closteriaceae.